Molecule: messenger RNA, 2736 nt
Organism: Rosa rugosa (rugosa rose)
Lineage: Eukaryota; Viridiplantae; Streptophyta; Magnoliopsida; Rosales; Rosaceae
Product: DEAD-box ATP-dependent RNA helicase 31-like
Exons: 10
Coding region: 89-2617 (842 amino acids)
Cellular component (GO): chloroplast
Molecular function (GO): ATP binding; nucleic acid binding; RNA helicase activity
Source: RefSeq, a predicted model, not a curated record
CCUUCACCUCCGUCUCCUCAAAACUCUUAAACCCUAAAAAUCCCCAUUUUGGGGACUCCAGACUCCUCUCUCAAGUCUCACCUUCUCCAUGAAAACGACGUCGCUUUCGUCCACUAUUAUGCCCGUUAAGCUCCUCCUCAACAACCCUUCUCUCCCAGUAACCCGCUUCCUCUCCAUGAAAUUCGGACCCUCCAUUUCCGCUCCUCGACCCGUACCCGCUUUCUCCCGGGUCUUCCCGCUCCGCCUCAGGUACCUCGCCCUCGGCUCCCACCGCACGUUCUCCACCCGCGCCUUCCGGACCCCACGAACCGGGUCGGGCUCCCAAUUCUCGCGCGGCUACGAGCGGAAGGCGGCGGUCGGGGGAUCCAAGAGCCUGGUCGACGACGAGGCGGAGCUGAGUGACUGGGUCAGCGAGUUGAGGACCGACCCGACCCGCGGUGGCCGGGGAGAGGAAUCGGACGGUGGUGGUCGGAGAGGUAGUAGGGUUAGAGAUAGGGGCGGCGAUAGAGAGCCGUAUCCGGCGAAGCGGAGCAGGAGAGAUAGCGGCGCCGACGAGUUUUGUGAGUCGAGAACUCGGGGAGGGUUUCGGAAUCCGAGUCGGUCGUUUCCGGGAAGUUCUCGGAUGAGUAAAAGGGAUGAUGAUGACAGAGAAGGUAGGUCGUUUCCGGCGAGAAGCAGUUCGAGCUCGAAUGACCGGUUUGGUGAGUCGAAUCGGAGACGAUUUCCGAGCUCGAAUCCGUCGGCAUUUACUAGAAAUCCACGGAUGGAUAGAAGGUUUGAUAACAAAUUCGGGGACAAUGCUGUGAAGAAGGAAGAUGAGUUUCCGGGGAGGAGAGGUCCGAAUUUCAGAGGGAAUUCGAAUGCGAGUUCGAGUUCUUUGAGUAAGAGAGGAGGGAGAGAGGUGGAUUCGGGUUUCAGACGAGGCGGCGAGGGGUUGAGGAAGGGUGGGAGAGAUUCGAGGAAGGAAAAGGAAAUGCUUGUGGUGGAUGAUAGUGAUGAGGAUGAGGAGGUGAAUGAGCUUGGUGUUGGUAUUGGGGAUUUGCUUACCGAGGAAGAUAGUGAUAGUGCUGCUGCGGAUGAGGAUGAUGAGUAUGAAGGAUUGAAAAAUAAGAGUGCAGCUGCAUUGUUUGGUUCGGAUAAGGAAGUGGUGACUCAGAAGGCUGUGCCGAAAAGUUCAGCGGGAGACUCUGACUCUUAUUUGAGCGAGUCAAGGUUUGAUCAGUGUUCGGUCUCACCACUGUCCUUGAAGGGAAUCAAGGAUGCAGGAUAUGAGAACAUGACUGUGGUACAAGAGGCUACUCUUCCCAUCAUACUCAAAGGCAAGGAUGUUCUAGCCAAGGCUAAAACCGGAACUGGAAAAACUGUUGCAUUCCUGCUUCCAUCAAUUGAAGUUGUUGUAAACUCACCUCCUAUUGGACGCGAUCAUAAGAGACCCCCAAUUUCUGUACUUGUAAUAUGCCCAACCCGAGAGCUGGCGAGUCAAGCUGCAGCAGAAGCCAAUAAAUUGUUGAAGUAUCAUCCUUCUAUUGGUGUUCAAGUUGUGAUAGGAGGUACAAGACUUGCUCUAGAACAGAAACGCAUGCAAGCAAACCCUUGCCAGAUUCUUGUCGCUACACCGGGAAGGCUCAAAGAUCACAUUGAGAAUACCGCAGGUUUCGCAACUAGGCUGAUGGGUGUCAAAGUCCUCAUUCUUGAUGAAGCUGAUCAUCUACUGGAUAUGGGGUUCCGUAAAGACAUUGAAAGGAUUAUAGCAGCUGUUCCAAAACAGCGACAGACACUACUGUUCUCUGCCACCGUUCCAGAAGAGGUCCGUCAAAUCUGUCACAUCGCUUUGAAAAGAGAUCAUGAAUUUAUUAACACGGUUCAGGAAGGCAGUGAAGAGACACAUGCGCAGGUCAGACAAACCCAUUUGGUUGCUCCUUUGGACAAACACUUUUCCUUUGUAUAUAGUCUUCUUAAAGAGCACAUUGCUGACGAUCCUGACUAUAAGGUUCUCGUAUUCUGCACUACUGCAAUGGUCACACGACUGGUCGCUGACCUUCUUGGUGAGCUGAACUUGAAUGUUAGAGAAAUCCACUCCAGAAAGCCACAGAGUUAUAGAACUAGGGUUUCCGAUGAAUUUCGGAAAUCAAAGGGUCUUAUCCUUGUGACUUCUGAUGUAUCCGCACGAGGGGUUGAUUAUCCAGAUGUUACUCUAGUCAUACAGGUGGGCAUUCCAGCUGAUAGACAACAGUAUAUUCACCGACUUGGUAGAACUGGCCGUAAAGGCAAAGAAGGGCAAGGAAUAUUGCUACUGGCUCCUUGGGAGGAAUUUUUCUUAUCCACUAUUAAAGAUUUGCCAAUGACCAAGGCUCCUGUACCUUUAGUUGAUCCAGAUACGACCAAGAAGGUAGCACGAGCUCUAUCCCAAGUGGACAUGAAGAACAAAGAAGCAGCAUACCAAGCGUGGCUGGGGUAUUACAAUUCUAAUAAGAAAAUAGGGCGUGAUAAGCAUAGGCUUGUGGAGCUUGUGAAUGAGUUUAGCCGAAGCAUGGGAUUGGACAACCCUCCAGCCAUUGCCAAGCUUGUUCUUGGUAAAAUGGGUCUUAAGAAUGUCCCUGGACUGCGUUCCAAAUAAGCUGAUAGCAGCAUAUUUGGCAGUCGAUGAGACUUGUCUUUUUUUAUUAACGGAACACGACAUGUAAUUGUUGGAAACUUCCAAAUUUUACCAUCACAUAGAGGAGUUUUCUAGUCUUC